Molecule: messenger RNA, 986 nt
Organism: Arachis ipaensis
Lineage: Eukaryota; Viridiplantae; Streptophyta; Magnoliopsida; Fabales; Fabaceae
Source: RefSeq, a predicted model, not a curated record
AUGCAUGACCGUUAUUCUGAUAUUUUGGAAAGAGCAAGGGAUAGAGCUUUUAAGGAGGCAAACUCAACUAGUAUUGCUGACAUUAAGGGUCAUGGACCUAAAGCAAUGAAAGUUGAUGUUUGGAAUGGCUUAGUUGAUCACUGGUUAGAUUCAAAGUGGAAAAAUAGGUCUGUGGCUGGUCAAAAAAAUAGGGCUGCUAUGCCUGCUCAUAAACUACACACUGCAGGGUCUAUCAGUUUCGGCGAACACAAGAGAAGAAAGGAAGCUAAGUUGAAGCGUCGGGUAUCUUUCCUUGAAGUAUAUGAUGAUGUUCAUAAGAAGAAAAGUGGAGAAUAUGUUUCUGAAGUAUCCAAGGAAAUUAUUGAUUUAUAUGGAGAGGCAAUAUCACAAAAAUAUGGAGAAGAUUUAUUAGAUCAACCUGAAGUUGAUCCUGACGUGUGGACAGAAGUUGCAGGAACUAAUAAGAAAGGACGAGUUCAUGGGUUAGGCCGCAGUCUAGAUAUUGGUAUUCGUGAUCAUAGAGAUGUGCCAUUACCAGAAGAUACAAGUGUUUCUACAGUCAAACCGGUUUCACAAGCGGACAUCACUCAAGCUAUUAAGGAAGCAUUGCCUAGUGCUAUAAAUGAAGUGUUGCCUAGUGUUGUAAAUGAAGCUAUACAGAGUAAUCUACUGUCUCUCCUUUCUAAGAUUCCAGGAUUCCCCCAAGAAAAGGACCAUUAGAGUGACUUUGCUGGCUCAGAUAUUGAUUAAGUGGCUUAUGUUAAUGCAUUUUGUUAGGCUUAGCUUAGUUAGGUAGUUAAUUUGUUUGAUAGAUAAGUAAUUGGGCAAUUUGUUUCAUUUUCAGGUUUUAUAGAAGUUAGCUUACUUUUAUUGGUAGUUUACUUAGUUAAAAAUUAUAUAGAUUGAUUUUUAUAGUUAUUGAUAUUGUUAGAUUUAGCUUGUUUUGGUAUUUUAUUUGAGAAGUGUCUAUGCUGGAGAUGUUACAA